Messenger RNA from Aspergillus puulaauensis, 468 nucleotides. RefSeq lists its product as uncharacterized. The coding region runs from base 1 to 468 and encodes 155 amino acids. The record is from RefSeq and is a predicted model, not a curated record. The transcript has a single exon. NCBI's taxonomy places the organism in Eukaryota, Fungi, Ascomycota, Eurotiomycetes, Eurotiales, Aspergillaceae.
AUGGACUGCCGAUACAAGCUAUGCCUCGCGCAGGUCAAAAGAAAGCAGAAGGAAGAAUGGGUCCUCGUGCUGAAAUACCCCUGCGGAAAGAGAAACCGCUGGCUCUUAUCGACUGGCGGUCCAGGCACAAGCGAGGUAUACCAAAGGUGCUCUACGAAGCGGGAUGACCUGCCUGAUUGCAGCGAAUUCUGGCUAAUUACCAAACUGACGGACGAGGAGGUGUACUAUGACUUUCAACCGGAGUGGAACAUGACUCUGCCUGGUCCAAACAAGUUCUUCAUAGUUCGGUUCCUUGACCGGCUGGCUAGACGGGGACUGGUUGAUGAGUCUGUUAUCAAAAAGUUGAAGCAGGAGGCGUACUAUUCUGACAAGGAGUUGGAUUGUUUUAAACGCAGGUACACUAAUGUUGAUCAGGCAUUUAUUGAAGAGAAUCGCCAUGAAGACAAUGCAUUUUACCCCUACAAAUAA